This is a messenger RNA of Perognathus longimembris pacificus (Pacific pocket mouse), 1670 nucleotides long. RefSeq names its product mex-3 RNA binding family member B (gene Mex3b). Lineage: Eukaryota; Metazoa; Chordata; Mammalia; Rodentia; Heteromyidae. Gene Ontology annotation, molecular function: RNA binding. The transcript has 2 exons. Bases 17 to 1642 code for a protein of 541 amino acids. The record is from RefSeq and is a predicted model, not a curated record.
GGCGCGCGGCGCGGCGAUGCCCAGCUCGCUGUUCGCAGACCUGGAGCGCGGCGGGGGCGGGGAGAGCCCGGACGAGCAGAGCGCCCUGCGGCUGGCGCUGGACCAGCUGUCCCUGCUGGGGCUGGACGACGAGGGCGCCGCGCCCUACGGCGAGCCCCGCAGGCGGAGCGUGAACAUGACCGAGUGCGUGCCGGUGCCCAGUUCCGAGCACGUCGCGGAGAUCGUGGGGAGGCAAGGUUGUAAGAUCAAGGCCCUGCGCGCCAAGACCAACACGUACAUCAAGACGCCGGUGCGCGGCGAGGAGCCGGUGUUUGUGGUGACUGGCCGCAAGGAGGACGUGGCCAUGGCACGGAGGGAGAUCAUCUCGGCGGCAGAGCACUUCUCCAUGAUCCGCGCCUCCCGCCACAAGAGCGCGGCGCUGAGCGGCGGGGCAGCGCCCGGCCCGCCUGCGCUGCCGGGGCAAACCACCAUCCAGGUGCGAGUGCCCUACCGCGUGGUGGGGCUGGUGGUUGGGCCCAAGGGCGCCACGAUCAAGCGCAUCCAGCAGCAGACGCACACCUACAUCGUGACGCCCAGCCGCGACAAGGAGCCCGUGUUCGAGGUCACAGGCAUGCCGGAGAACGUGGACCGCGCGCGCGAGGAGAUCGAGGCGCACAUCGCGCUGCGCACGGGCGGCCUGGUUGAGCUCCCCGACGGCAACGACUUCCAUGCGAACGGCACCGACGUGGGCUUCGACCCGCAUGGCGCCGGCGCAGGCGCACUCUGGAGCAAAGCCUCGCCAGGCCGCAAGCCCUUCGCCAGCUUCCGCAACGACAGCUCCAGCUCCUUGGGCAGCGCCUCCACCGACUCCUACUUUGGGGGCGCAGGGGGCAGCGCGGCCGCCACCCCGCGCCUGGCCGACUUCAGUCCCCCCAGCCCUGCGCUUGGCUUCGCACACAACGGAACCAGCAGCAACGGCAAUGGCUUCACCUUUGCGGGGGAGGCUGCAGCGCCGUCCCCCGAGGGCUCGGAGCCGCCGCCCGCCUUCGACCCCGCGCCUGCCCCGCCGCCUGGCGCGCCUCUGCUCUGGGCGCCCUUCGAGCGCUCCCCUGGCCCGGCCUCCGCCGCCACGGCCUCCACCGCCACGGCCUCCACCACGGCCUCCGCCGCCACGGCCUUUCCCGCCGCGCCCUCAGGUGCCAGCCUGGGCCCAGGCCCGGGCUCACGCCGGCUGCUCCCAGGCAGCUGCCCGCGCCUGUCCCCGCCCCUGCACGCGGCCCCUGGCACGGGAGAGCACCGCCUGGCCCGCCGCGUGCGCAGCGACCCAGGCGGAGGAGGCCUGGCCUUUGCCUACGCCUCGGGGCUCGGGGCGCCCCCGCCGGGCCUGCCGCCCACCGACCCCGCGGGGGACGCGGCGGGGUCCUCCUCGGCCUCCAGCUCCUCGUCCUCGUCCUCCUCGUCCUCCUGCUCCUCCUCCGGCCCGCGGCGCAAGGGCAGCCGCGACUGCGCGGUGUGCCUGGAGAGCGAGGUCAUCGCCGCGCUGGUGCCCUGCGGCCACAACCUCUUCUGCCUGGAGUGCGCGCACCGCAUCUGCCAGCGCAGCGAGCCGCGCUGCCCGGUGUGCCAUGCCGCCGUCACGCAGGCCAUCCGCAUCUUCUCCUGAGGGCCUUGGCCUGCGCUCCUCCUCUCCU